AUGUCCACCCAGCGCGUUCCAGCCUGGAAGCGAUUGGGCCUCAAGCUCAAGGGACCUGCAGCUGGCGAACCCCCCGUGUCUACGUCGGGUGGUUCCAAUGCAAAGCCCUCUGCGCCAGAUUCUCAUUCCCCCCAAAGCCGCAUAAACGGUAGUCCGGCGGGCGUGCUCAAAAGAAAGCUCCCGAGCUCGACAUCCCAGCCGCCAAACGCUGUGCAGACCCCGAAUAAGAAGCCACGGACAGAAGAGCAGACACCAUCGUCGCUCAAGAAAUCGGUUUCGUUUGCCAAUGGCACAAAGGACGCCAAGCCGGAACCCGUGAAAAAGAAAGCAAAGAAGAAGAAGAAUAAGGGGAAAAAGACCAGCGAGUCUUCCAAAACCGAUUUUGAUCUUGGGCCUUCUCUGAACUACCUCCGCCAGUGGCAUACUGCCCGGGAAUCGUGGAAGUUCAACAAGAACCACCAGACACUCCUGAUCAAAUACGUCUUCGACCCGGACAGGAUUCCGUCGUCGGAUAUUUCUAUUUUCUACGAGUACAUCCGAGACCUCAAAGGCUUUGUGCGCACAAGGCUACGGGAAACUGCCGCCGAGAUCAAGAAGAAAGACAUGGAGCAAGGGGCUGGAGCCUUCCCUGCCUCGACCACGGAUAGGGAAAGCAAACAGAAGGAGUACGAGGAGUCAAUAUCUCGGUUUCUACAACAAUUACAACAACAGCAGAAUGGGGCCUCCAGCAACGCCAAUGGCAAACGCAGCAUCGAUGAGGUAGAAUACGUCCUUCGCGUGGCCACCCCGGAAGUGAAGCAGCGGCUCCUGAAACGCAUCCGUGCCGAGAUGGUGCUGGAGGAGUUAUCAGACAGUGAUACGACGGUCUCUACCGAGACAGUAGCAACCACAUCUGCCGCUUCUUCAUCCGGCCGAGAAGAAGCGAGUGUUGGCCGGACUGGGCAGAGGGAUGAAUCCCAGCAGCCUGCCAAGCGGCGGAGGUUAAGGAAGGGCAAAGGGAGGACCGGCGUGGACGUGGAUGACAGCAGUUCUUCAGAAUCAGAAUCAUAUGAGAGCGACUCGGAAGAGAGCAGUAGCUCGAGCGACGAAUCCGAAGACGAAGAGAUGGAGGCCCCGCCAGAUGCGGACCAUGCCGAGUCCUCGAGCUCAAGUAGCAGCUCGUCCUCGUCUUCAUCAGGUUCGGACUCGGAAUCAGCCGAGUCAGACGAAGAGAGCGGGUCAGCGAGUAGUGGCAGUGAGGAUGGAGAUGCGGAUGGGGACGAGGAUAUGGGCGAUGACGAUGAUGAGGACGAGGACGGAGACGUGGAUGCGGAUGAUGACGAGGAUGAGGAUUAA
This is a messenger RNA of Canariomyces notabilis, 1335 nucleotides long. RefSeq lists its product as uncharacterized. The record is from RefSeq and is a predicted model, not a curated record. The transcript has a single exon. Bases 1 to 1335 code for a protein of 444 amino acids. NCBI's taxonomy places the organism in Eukaryota, Fungi, Ascomycota, Sordariomycetes, Sordariales, Chaetomiaceae.